Molecule: messenger RNA, 2740 nt
Organism: Dissoconium aciculare CBS 342.82
Lineage: Eukaryota; Fungi; Ascomycota; Dothideomycetes; Mycosphaerellales; Dissoconiaceae
Exons: 1
Coding region: 318-2606 (762 amino acids)
Biological process (GO): DNA replication; DNA replication initiation
Cellular component (GO): nuclear origin of replication recognition complex; nucleus
Molecular function (GO): DNA replication origin binding
Source: RefSeq, a predicted model, not a curated record
CAACAGGAAAGCCUUACAUCCAUAUGACAAGACAGAUUAAACAAUAGAACAUGUCAUAAAGUGAUCAACAGGUUUUUAUGUUGUACCGGAUGCGGGAUCACGGGCUCAUUUGAACACCUGACAGCGCGCGGGUUCGUGCACGCGUUCCUUCCACUUCGCGACAGCCGACAGCCAUCAAAUUGACAUUGGAGACCGCCCAAGCUCUACACGCCCGGUUGAACGAUUGUACGCUGCUACGAAUUAUGAAUCUGCGGCCAUGAACAAUCAUUUUCCGCAUCACCGCGACUAAUAUCCCUGCUGAUCCGAACCUACUCAACAUGGCGGAUCUUGCCCCGGUCCCCAAGAGGCGCAAACUCUCCAACGAGCAUGAUGCGCCAAAUCUGGACACCACAACAACGCCAACCUUCCAUCAUGUCGUUCCGGUAGUGAUGGUAUCUCCAAGCGCGGGAAAUGCGACAUUACCUGCCACGAAACCCAUGAGCGAAGCCCAACGGGCGUGGCUGGCGGCGAAAAGUAAGAGCAAGGGUUACGCGAAACGAAUCAAUCCCAGUGCGACCGCGUCAAUAGUCACCGGUGGACUAUCGCCUGGAGCAAAAAUUACGGUGGCCCACACUCAGAGUCCUCGGAAGCAACUUGAUCCGUUGAAGAAUCAACGCGGACAACAGCAGCAGCCAAGAAAGCCGAAUGCGAUCGAGGUCAAGAGCUUCUUUAAACAAUUCCAUGCACCACUCCCGGCGACCGCAGCUGCCAACGAAGGGGAAGGAGAUGAGAUACAGGUGGCGCCACGUGCAACGGGCAAGACGCCCGUACCGAAAGCGAGGAAGAAUGCGCAUGGAAUCAAGAUCACCAAAACGCUGGCCGAGGGAGUCGAGCACAUUCCAACAAACGCGCACGAUGGCAUCGUCAUUGGGAACGGUGAAGACGAGUUGAAUGGACCUACAACAUCGGCAUCGCGGACUUCUUCUCAGCAAAUGCGUCCGGUGCUGCCGCUGCCGCAAUCUCAUCUACUUACGCCCACGAAAGCUUCGAAGAAGCAGUUGGAUCGACGGAAAACCCCCCAGUCCAAGGCCAAGGGUGUUAAGCUCGGGGUCGCAGGGAACGAUGUGGCCAUGAUGGAUAUCGAUGGGAGACGAGGAGCCAACACACCAAUACCAAUUUCGUUACCAAAGCCUAAGCCGAUUGUACACCGAACGUGGCCGGUCUUCAUUUUUGAGGGUCGACAUGUCGGAUCCAUACAACAAAUUUUAAUGCAACGUCUCGCCCGGAAGCGGCCAAUGCGAUUGGUAGGCAUGAAAGACGAGUAUGCCAAGGUGUCCAGAUUGGUUGAACAAACUGUGACGGCUGGCGAGAGCAAUAGCAUGCUACUGAUUGGCGCUCGAGGGAGCGGCAAGUCUGCUAUGGUCAACCAAGCCAUCCGCGAGCAGAAUGCUCAACACAGAGAUGACUUUCACGUUGUCCGACUCAGUGGAUUCAUACAUACCGACGACAAAAUUGCGCUACGGGAGAUCUGGCGGCAGCUUGGGCGUGAAAUGGAGCUUGACGAAGAUGAAGGAGCGGCAAAGAAUUAUGCCGACACGUUAACGACAUUGCUAGCUCUGCUUUCCCAUCCGGCCGAAACGGGACAGGUUGCGCAACCUGGGCACAUCACCAAAAGUGUGAUCUUUGUCAUCGAUGAAUUCGAUCUUUUCGCCGGUCAUCCGCGCCAGACACUAUUGUACAACCUCUUCGACAUUGCACAGAGUCGCAAAGCACCCAUUGCUGUUCUCGGACUGACCACUCGAAUCGAUGCAGUCGAAGGCCUCGAAAAAAGAGUAAAGAGUCGAUUUAGUCAUCGAUAUGUUCACCUAGGCCUGGCGAAGAGCUUCGGAGCAUUUGAAGAGAUGUGCCAGUCGGCAUUAUCCAUUUUUGAGGAAGAGCUCGACGCCGACGAAAAGCAGCAGCUGGGGGUGUUGUCGGAAGAAUCUGAAAAUACGCUCGAGGCUGCCCUCGGACCGCUGACAGGGUCGUCUUCUGUUGUUCAGAAUUGGAACAGCCUCACCGAAGAGAUCAUCGCUUCCACUGCUGUUGCGCAUUACCUCCGACGACUUUACUACACUACCAAGUCUCUCCCAGACUUUCUUUCCACAAUGCUUCCUAUCGUUGCGACGCUACCCUUUUCGAUGUCGGAAACCACCUCGACGCAGAUACUCGCCCACAUCACCGCCGAAUUUGAAGCGCAAUCAGUCGAACCCGCCGACUCCAAACUAUCACUCCUGCCUUCCUUGAGUACUCUUCAACUCGCCCUUCUCAUCUGUGCUGCACGUCUCAACGCUAUCUACAGUACAGAAAUCAUCUCUUUUAUCCUCGCCUACGAAGAAUACAAAGGCAUAGCUUCGAAAGCGCGCCUUCAAGCUUCAGCCGCAGGAGCGAUUGCACAGGGCGCUGGCGCCCGCAUUUGGAGCAAAGAUGUCGCACGUGGAGCUUGGGAGACGCUGAUCCGGUAUGGACUUAUCAUGGAGGAUGGUCGUGUCGCAAGUGGCAGUGGAAGGGUUGACGUCGGCUUGGAGGAGAUUGGUAGUAGUCGUGCUGACUUGGGCAGCUGGGCGAGAUGGUGCAAGGAGAUCUAGCGUCUUCACGUAAAGUAACGAUACCAUGUGGCCUCCUCUAUCAUCCUAAACUGCAUUCAUGAGCGCUAUGAAUUUCCAUGCUGAUCUUUUCCACUCAUGGUGUCAUGGGACACUAUCUUGUCAAAUUCUUAGCG